Molecule: messenger RNA, 1541 nt
Organism: Mya arenaria
Lineage: Eukaryota; Metazoa; Mollusca; Bivalvia; Myida; Myidae
Product: SPARC-like
Exons: 10
Coding region: 175-1035 (286 amino acids)
Biological process (GO): anatomical structure development
Molecular function (GO): extracellular matrix binding; collagen binding; calcium ion binding
Source: RefSeq, a predicted model, not a curated record
ACUUGCUGUGCUUGGCCCUUCAUAAACACCCACAAUCAUGCACUUUACGGUCUGAACAGGAACACAAACAUACUGUUUAAUGUUGGAAUAUCGCUCUAUCUUUCAACAGACAUUAAAUUGAAAUAUUUUGAAUUUCAGGAUUAUUGAAGUAUUUCCAGCGUUCCGGUGCCGGCGAUGCGACUCACGUGGCUGCUCGUUAUGACGCUGGUCGUCACGGCUGCUCUCGCAAAGGACAAGUCAAAGAAACGUGAACGUAACCGUAAUAACCGACGGGCUAAGACCCGUAACAAUGACGUGCUCGAGGCACGGGAGGUGGACCUGGAUGCCGCCGACGACGAGGAGUAUGGGACAGUGGACGUACGCAAGGACGAAGAAACCCCUGAGGGCAUUAACAACCCGUGUAACCUGCACAAGUGUAAGCGCGGGGAGGUGUGUCAGUUAGAGGAACGUAAGCCAGUCUGUGUCUGCCAGACGUGUGAUGAGCCGGAGGAAAACGAGGCCCAGGUGUGCAGCCGGAGAAACGUGACGUACGUGACUGAGUGCCACCUGGACCGUGACCACUGCCUCUGCCGGAAUACGCUCCCUGGUUGCCAUGACGAUGCAGCCCCACACGUCCGCCUGGACUACUUUAGCGCAUGCAAAGAGUUGACGGAGUGCCCCGACCAGGAGUUCGAAACGUUCCCAGGGCGCAUGCGUGACUGGCUUUUCCGCGUCAUGACCACACUUGCGUAUCGACAUGAGCUGGAUGACUACCAGGAGCUGGUGGAGAAUGCUAUGCACGACAAGACACACGCGGAUGCCGUCCUCUGGAAGUUCUGCGACCUUGACACCGACCCAGAGGACAGGAAGGUGACUCGUCGGGAGCUGAUGUACAUUAUCGCGUCCAUCAAGCCCAUGGAGCACUGCCUGGUGCCCUUCCUCAACAGCUGCGACGCCGACGAUGACAACAUUAUCACACUCGUCGAGUGGGGAGAGUGCCUCGGAAUUGGACACGAGGCGAUCGCUGACAAGUGUCAACACAAGAUGAAGGGCUAGGUGAGGGUGGCCGAACUUUGUGCUGUAGAGUAGAUGAACUCUCCUGUAUUAGGCGUGGUAUUUUGAUGUUAUUCUUGGAUUGUCUUUCUAUCUCCUGCUGAGGAGUCUAUAUUGCUGAAAUGAGUGUGUCUGAGAAGGAAGUCAAGGCACAGCCUGGUGUGGGUGAACAGUCUGUUUUUUCAUUAUUCUUUGUCUAUGCAAAAUGAUGAAGUACACAUACAAGUGUUAAAGACUAUGCCCUCUAGGGAAUCUGCUGUAUUCGUUUCAUUGUUCAUUUCAUGCUUACAUAUUACUAUUCUAUAUAGUUGAUUUUUUUCUUAUAUAAUCUGAAUGUCAAUCUUAUUUCAAUAUUUUGUAGAAUGAGAAAGUAAUGUCUUGUUAACAUCAUUGCCUGCUAUUUACAUCAUAUUCAUGUUAAUUGAAACUGUUUGAAAAGGAUUAGCAUGGUUGACAUAUAAUCUAACAAAUGAAUAUAUUGUGGCUUAUAAUAAACAAGAAAAUAGUUA